AUGGAUAGUGAAAAGAACUCUUCGCUAAGUUUGACCUGCACUGAUGGUGCUCCUGUCAAAGGAACCAUCGGUCUCGCUAACACUCAUUUGUCCAUUCCCUCGCAGCUCAUUUCCAUGUACCAGCUUGCUCCAAAGAUGGCUCUCUGUUUGCCUUCCACCGAAAAAUCAAAAACUUAUUCUGGUGACCUUUGGAUCGGUAAAGGGGAGUAUUACUAUCUGCCUUACUUAAAAGAUGUUUCUACGAUCUUUGCCUCCACACCUUUGAUUGGCAAUGCCAAGUCCGGUGAGCAUUUUAUCGAUGUGAAGUCCACCAAAUCGGUGGAAAGACCGUUCCAAUACUCCAUGGAGCCACAAAGAUAUGCACUAUUGGCUCCUUACACAGUACUGCAAACUUCCAUUUACAAGGCUCUUCUCACAGCCUUCUCCAGAAACGCCAAGAUGGCUAAAGCUCCCGCCAUGAAGCCUUUUGGUGCUUGCUUCCGCUCUAAUAGAGGACGUGGAGCUCCCGUGAUCGACCUAUUGCUUGUUGGAUAA
Molecule: messenger RNA, 534 nt
Organism: Camelina sativa (false flax)
Lineage: Eukaryota; Viridiplantae; Streptophyta; Magnoliopsida; Brassicales; Brassicaceae
Source: RefSeq, a predicted model, not a curated record